Corapipo altera (White-ruffed manakin) is the source of this 4228-nucleotide messenger RNA. It is a transcript of the gene PDZD7, whose product is annotated as PDZ domain containing 7. Bases 1148 to 3874 code for a protein of 908 amino acids. NCBI's taxonomy places the organism in Eukaryota, Metazoa, Chordata, Aves, Passeriformes, Pipridae. The record is from RefSeq and is a predicted model, not a curated record. Gene Ontology annotation, molecular function: protein binding. Gene Ontology annotation, cellular component: cilium; stereocilia ankle link complex; stereocilium tip. Gene Ontology annotation, biological process: sensory perception of sound; auditory receptor cell stereocilium organization. The transcript is spliced from 17 exons.
CCCGUAGCGCCGCGCUCGCACCCGCCGCGUUGGCGUCCACGCGUGGCGCGGCGGCUGCGCGGAAGCGCGCGCGGGGCCGCGCCUCCGCAGGAGUGGGCGCCGGCCCGAGCGCUGGGCGGUGCGUGCGGGCACACGCGUGUGUGCGAGCGGGGCCGUGUCCACGCGCGGGCGGCGCUCCGCGGGGUCUGUGAGUGCGCGGCAGGGCACGAACACGCAUGCCGUGGAGGUGCGAGUGCAUGGGGUGCGUGUGCCUGUGGGUGCGUGUCCCCACGCCGGCCGUGCCCCCCCAGCCCCUCACCCCGGCGUUGUCGGGGGGCGCUGCCCCGGGGCGGCCCCCCCGCGCCGGCCCCCGCCCCCGCCGCCCCCCCGCCGCCCUCCCGCAGCCCCCCCGGCCGCCGCGUAUCACCUGAAACCGCCGCGGUGUCGGGUUCGCGCUGGAGGGGCCGGGCCCUUCCGGGAGGUCCGGGGGGUCACGGCCGACCGGGGGUGGAAGCGUUCCCCCCCGGGGAGGGGGACACGGGGGGACACCGGCUCGCAUCACCGGAGUUAGCGGAGCGGGGGGACACUACACCUCUCCUCCCCUGCCUCAGUUUCCCCUGUGUGGCUCUGGCAUGCUCCGCGCAAAGGGAGGAGGUGAGGGGGAACACCACAUUCCUUGCCCCACGCAGCCUCGUGGGGGGACGCGCCCCCGGGGCACCCCCACGCCCAGCCCGUGGCGGGGGAUACGCACGGGGCUGCCCCACCCCGCCAGCUGCAAGGCCAGCCCCGGCCGCUCUCGAUUGACAGCUCCCGCACCCGAUGGCCGCGCCGGUCCCGCUGGGAAAGCCAAUCCCCGCGGGCGGGGGGGCCGGAGGCGGUGCUGCCCCCCGGCCUCGCCAUCCCCCCCGCGCUGCUGCCAGGUGUCUCUUUCGCAGGUGGCACCAUGGGGACAGGCUGUGCUGCUGGACCUGGGACCUGUCCUGCCAGCACCAAGCACCCACGCCAGCUGUCCCCAGCAUCACGCUGCUAAAAGAGAGCGGUGCCCAAGCCUGGGCAUGUGCUGCUGGACUAUGCCAUGUCCCCCGCUGGCUGACGGGCAGCCCUGGCCCUGUGAGGACACAGCCAGCCCUGAGCCAGACACCGGGACGCCGGAGUGCCCAGCACCACCAUGGCCCAGGACUGGGAGGCGGUGCUGUCGGGGAUGACGGUGGGCAGCCGGUCGCGGAGCUCCAGCAGCGAGGCCAGCCUGGCUCCCCACUUUCUCCUCAGCAAGCAGAGCCGCCUGCUCAAUGGGGCCACCCGGAGCACCCGCGCCACCUCCCCCAUGGGCCGUGUCAUCCUCAUCAAUGCCCCCAUCGAAGCCAGCAGCAACGAGAGUGACAUCAUCAAUGCCAUCACGGUGGAGAAGAGUGCAGAUGGCAAACUGGGCUUCAGUGUCCGUGGUGGCUCCGAGCAUGGGUUGGGCAUCUUUGUCAGCAAAGUGGAGGAGGGCAGUGCUGCCGAGCAGGCUGGGCUGUGUGUUGGUGACAAGAUCACAGAGGUGAACAGUGUGAGCCUGGAGAACAUCACCAUGAGCAGUGCUGUCAAGGUCCUCACCGGCAACAACCGCCUCCGCAUGGUGGUCCGGCGGAUGGGCCGUGUGCCAGGAAUCAAGUUCUCCAAGGAGAAGACAGCAUGGGUGGAUGUGGUGAACAGACGCCUGGUGGUGGAGAAAAGCGGCUCAACACCAUCGGAGAGCGGCUCCGAGGAUGGGCUGCGGCGCAUUGUCCACCUCUACACCACCUCUGAUGACUACUGCCUGGGCUUCAACAUCCGUGGUGGCAGGGAGUUUGGCCUCGGCAUCUAUGUCUCCAAGGUGGACCCUGGGGGGCUGGCGGAGCAGAACGGCAUUCGGGUGGGAGACCAAGUCCUUGCAGCCAAUGGAGUCAAGUUUGAAGACAUAAGCCAUAGCAAGGCAGUGGAGGUGCUCAAGGGGCAGACCCACAUCAUGCUCACCAUCAAGGAGACAGGCCGGUUCCCUGCCUACAAGGAGUUGGUGGCCGAGUACUGCUGGCUCAGUCGCUUGACCAACGGGCAGCUGCAGCAGUUGUCUCAAACCUCAGAAACCAGCUCCUCCAUCUCCUCCUACUCCUCGGGGCCAGCACCAGGGACAGUAAACGGGCUGGGGAUGGCUGCCCCAGGGCCCCCAGCCCGCACCGUGGAUGUGGCCAUCUCCACGGAGGAUGGGCCGCGGCGGAGCUGGGUGCGGGAGCGCGCCGAGCGGGCCAUGCAGACUGAGCCAGCCACCGAGGGGCUGCCGGAGACGCGGCGCACGGUGCGGCCCCCUGAGCUGCUGCGGGACACGGCCAUCCGGGGCCAGGGCACCCGCGAGACCCCCAGCAUUCACCCACGCCGGACCUUCACCCACUCACCCAAGACAGCGCUGCUGCUGGCGCUCAGCCGGCCACGGCAGCCCAUUACACGCUCCCAGAGUGACCUCACCGUCGCCGAGGAGAAGCGGAAGAAGGAGAAGCCAGAUGGACAAGGGGCACGGGGGGCCCCCCCAGGGCUGCACCGGUCCAAGACCCUUGUCAACCUCUUUUUCAAGGGGGGCCGUGCCACCAGCCAGAGCUGGGCCCUCCCGAGCCAGGAGGCCCCUGCCUCUGACCGUCGGGCACGCACUAAGUCCCCAGGGCGCUCCGAUGGGGACAGAGUAGGUGCUGUGCAGAAGUUUGUCAUCCGGAGCCUGAAGCGGGAGAAAAGCCAGCGUGCCAGCAUCCUGGGCCCCACGGGCAUCACCACCCUGCAGCCCAAUGGCAGCGAUCCUGAGGCCCGGCUCCCGCACAUCCAGGAAACCGCUACACGCCUCCUCAGCCCCGACGAGGUGACAGCCGUGCUCCGCCACUGCUCCCGGUACCUGCACGAGGGCAGUGUGGAGGAUUUGGUGCGGCCACUGCUGGCCAUCCUGGACCGGCCUGAGAAGGUCCUGCUGCUGCGGGAUGUGAGGAGUGUGGUGGCCCCCACAGACCUGGGCCGGUUUGACAGCAUGGUGAUGCCCUUGGAGUUGGAAGCCUUCGAUGCCCUAAAGAGCCGCUCAGUGCGCUCACCUGCCCUCCGGCCAGCCCGCCAUGAUGUCCCCCCCAAGAGACACCUCAUCACACCAGUGCCUGACUAUCGGGGUGGAUUCCUGCUGAAGCCAGCAGGAACCCCAGAGCUAGAGGAAGCUGGGGAGCAGCAGUCAAGCCCAGCCCGUCCAAGAGCAUCCCCCAGCCCCCGCCGGCUUCACCCCCGCACCUACACCCCACUCCCCGACGUGCCAGUGGAUGCCUACGCCUGCACCAGCCGCCCCCUGCCCACCCUUGGCCCCGGGUCCCCCAACUGGCUGCUGGCUGAGCCCCCCCAAGGCAAGAGGCACGGGCGCUCGCGCAGCCCCCGGGCCACCUGGCGCAAGGAGUCUCCCGGGACAGCACCUGACAGAGGGGCCGAGGUGCUGGGGAAGCCCCGGCGGGCACGGGCUUCUCUUUCCCCUCUCUUUGGGAGGACAGGGGGUGAGGCAGAGGCUGGAGCAGCCAUCAAUGGCCCCGAGGAUGCCAGCAGGGAAGAAGAGGAGGAGGAGGAAUAUCGUCUGCUCACUGUCACACUCUCCAAGCUGAAGCACUCGCUGGGGAUCAGCAUCUCCGGUGGCAUCGAGUCAAGGGCACAGCCAGUGGUGAAGAUUGAGAAGAUCUUCCCUGGUGGAGCCGCCUUCCUCAGUGGCAUCCUCAAGGCCGGACAGGAGCUGGUGUCGGUGGACGGGGAGAGCCUGCAGAACGUCACGCACCAGAAGGCUGUGGACAUCAUCCGCCAGGCUUACCGCAACAAAGCCAAGGAGCCCAUGGAGCUGGUGGUGCGGGUGCCUGGAGCAUCCUCAGACUGAUGCUGUACCUUCCCUUCAAGGAGCCAUCCCAUGUUCCAGAGGAGCCAGAUGGCUUAUUUCUACACUGAGCUGUGGCUGGUCUCAGCACAGCCAGAGGGUGGGAGAGCCAGACCCACCUCAAGGGCACAGAGCAGCUGCCCACUGCAGGACCCAAAGGAGAGCACCACUGGCAACACAGGAGAUGGACAGGUGGCCCCUGACCCCUCUCUGGACACACAGACACAGUCCUGAAAAAAACACAGCCAGGGGCUUGUUUUUUAAUUGCCGUUUCUGGGUGGUACAUGGGUGAGCCAGCGAGACACGACUGGAAUAAAGUACAAAAAUCCCCCCCUGGAGCCAGGGGUGACCAAGCCA